UACUCGUCUUGAUAUAUUCAUAUCGCAAAGAUUAAGGCGCGAGACUACUUAACAUUACUCCAACGCCUCGGCAGGUGUGAGAAGUGGAAUUCCAAGUGAGGGGUUCACCACACACGCACUAACUCCAGCUACCGCCGACUGAGGGAAAGAGAGAGGGAGAAGGAAGAGAGAACAUGAGGCUGCUUGGUCUAGUGGUGGCCGUUCUGGUGCUCGCCGCCGCCGCGUCCGUUCCGGUUUCGAAGAGGUCCCCCCGCUACUGCGGUAGAGACUUUUUAAGAUUCGUCGCCCGUACUUGCGCACGGUCGAAACGGUCCUGGCAAGCAGAUGAACGACGUCGUUGGGAAGGUCCUUACCAUCUGCCAGGUCUGACUAAACACUAUGACCGGACUGGAUACCAUGUGGACAGAUUGCCGUUCCAAGGCAGAAGACCGGAAGAUGUUCACACCGUGACUAGGAAACAGGCUGGACUGGCCUACUACUGCUGUGAGAGGGGGUGUUCUCACGAAGACAUAGCCUCCAUAUGCUAACAACGCUCACCUUGCAAUACCAGAACCAUAGAUGAGGCGGAGGAACUAAUUGAAAAGAAACACA
This is a messenger RNA of Branchiostoma floridae (Florida lancelet), 591 nucleotides long. RefSeq names its product insulin-like 3. Gene Ontology annotation, cellular component: extracellular region. Gene Ontology annotation, molecular function: hormone activity; G protein-coupled receptor binding. Bases 174 to 527 code for a protein of 117 amino acids. The record is from RefSeq and is a predicted model, not a curated record. NCBI's taxonomy places the organism in Eukaryota, Metazoa, Chordata, Leptocardii, Amphioxiformes, Branchiostomatidae. The transcript has 2 exons. Gene Ontology annotation, biological process: adenylate cyclase-inhibiting G protein-coupled receptor signaling pathway.